AUGUCACAGGUCGAGCAGGAAGCGUCCAAUCAGGGUUCAGCAGGAUCCAGCGACGAAGGUGAUGUCACACCUGUGAUCCUGGACGAGGACAGAGUGAAGGAAUCACCUGGAAACACAGCAGACCAAUCAGUCGACCAAUCAGAUCCGUCGCAGCCCAAAGCCGCCGGUAACGGUCUGUUCAGCAUUUCCCAUAAUUCACUGCGGGUGGCUCACAAGUGUCCUCAGUGUAAAAAGUGUUUCAUCUACCGCUCUCAGGUCAGUACGCUCGCCUCCGUCUGCACAACACUGCAGGAAGUCAGGAGCAGGAGCCCCCGCCCCCCCCAGCCCCGCCCCCCCAGGUCCUACUCCUGCUUCCAGUGUAACGCCGGGUUCAGGACCAAAGCAGAGCUGCUGUCUCACCAGCGCACCCACCGGGCCCGACCCGUCUACCGGUGCACCCAGUGCGACAAGGAGUUCCAGCACCUGUCCAGCCUGACCAAUCACAAGCAGACGCACCUGGACAAGGACGGGUUCACCUGCAGCCGCUGCAACAAGGCGUUUGAUUCGGCCAAAGAGAGAGACGCCCACCGCCUGCAGCACCGGGUGCCGGACCUCACCUGCACAGUGUGUGAGCAGACGUUCAGCUCGCAGACGCAGCUGCUCAGACACCUGCAGACCCACUCGGUGGAGGGAGCAGAACCCGCCUAUAACUGCCGGUUCUGUGACCAAAGCUUCUCAGGAGUGACUCAGCUUCGUAUCCACCAGCGAACUCACACUUUCCGCUCCUACCAGUGUGAUAAGUGCAGUAAGACGUACAGCUCUCUGACCGGGCUGAACGCUCACCGGGCCAGCCACCUGAGCGAGAGCCGCUUCCUGUGUCCUCAGUGCGGCAAACGCUUCAAGACCCGCGACGGUCUGGAGGGUCACCUGAGGAGGCACACGGGGGAGAGACCCUACCGCUGCCCCUACUGCCCCAAAGACUUCACCGCGCUCGCCGGACUCAACGUGCACGUGCGGCGGCACACCGGGGAGCGGCCGUACGUGUGCACGGUGUGCGGGAAGGGUUGGCCGUCCGGAGGAGACCUGCAGAAACACAUGAGGACGCACACAGGAGAACGACCCUACAGCUGUCAGGACUGCGGCAAAGCUUUCUCCAUUUCCUGUCACCUGACCGAACACCGGAGGAUUCACACCGGUGAGAAGCCGUUCUCGUGUCCUGAGUGCGGUAAAUGUUUACGGAGGAAGUUUGAUCUGAAUAAACACAUGUUGUCUCAUAACAACAUCCGUCCCUACGCCUGUGUGUUCUGUCCAAAGAGCUACACCCGAAAAACUCACCUGAACAGACACCUGCUGACCACCGGAGCAGCGGCGCCGACGCCGGGCUGCAGACAGGAAGUGAUGCCUCGUGAACUUCCUGUCUGAGCUUCAUGUCUGUUUAAAAGUAUCAUAAAGAUGUUUUUGUGUUUGGUGAAGUUAAAAUAUGUUGUUCCUGAGAUUGUUUUUGACUUGUUUCAGUUUGAGGAGGAAGUGUUUCUGUAAAUAUCCUCAGAAACGUAUUUGAAUGUGGCGCCGAAACGAUUAACGACACUUCUGAUCAUCGACCUUAUUAUUUAAACUUUAUAAAUUCAUUCCAGAUUCUGCAAUGUGAAACUUUGCUGUUUGAUUUUCAUCAUUUUCACCUUCCUCCCUCACUCCCUUCCUUCCUUCCCUUCCUUCCUCCCUUCCUUUCUCCCUCCCUUCCUUCCUUUCCUCCCUUCCUUCCUCCCUCCCUCCUUUUCUUCUUUCCUUCCUUUCCUUCCUUCCAUCUUUCCUUCCUUCCAUCCUUCCAUCUUUCCUUCCUUCCUUCCUUAUUUCCAUCUUUCCUUAUUUCCAUCUUUCCUUCCUUCUUUCCUUCCUUCCUUCUUUCCUUCCGUCCUUCCAUCAUUCCUACCUUCCUUCCAUCUUUCCUUC
This is a messenger RNA of Scomber scombrus (Atlantic mackerel), 1929 nucleotides long. Its product is annotated as gastrula zinc finger protein XlCGF28.1-like. Bases 1 to 1401 code for a protein of 466 amino acids. Gene Ontology annotation, molecular function: DNA-binding transcription activator activity, RNA polymerase II-specific; RNA polymerase II cis-regulatory region sequence-specific DNA binding. Gene Ontology annotation, cellular component: nucleus. The transcript is spliced from 6 exons. The record is from RefSeq and is a predicted model, not a curated record. Gene Ontology annotation, biological process: regulation of transcription by RNA polymerase II. Lineage: Eukaryota; Metazoa; Chordata; Actinopteri; Scombriformes; Scombridae.